AUUAACCCUCCACCUUGUGUACCUACUCAGCGAGGUGUAAAGCCCGCGGGUUUCGCGAUGGUCGCGAGGCCAUUUCCGCCCCUCGUCAACCCCGUGGUUUCCUCUACCGAAAUAGAAGGAAACCGGAGAAGUGUCAACCCUGAAAAAGGGCUCCCGACCCCAGGGAAACGGUUUCCUCCACCCUACCAACGCGUUUCUAAUCUCAACUGGACCAGUCUUCUUUUCUAGUCCAACCGCAAGCUAGAAACUCGAUCCUGACCAAACCUUGGUUCACUCUGCCGAUGCGCAGUGCCAUGCAAUGCGUGACAUUGAAAACAAUCAUCAUCGCGUUACCUGCACCGGACAUAAUUAUCCCUGCCAAUUGUCGACGGACCGACGAAUGGACGGAUGGACGGCUGGCUCUGUUCUCUCCAGUCCCAUUCUGCCAGUCGUUUCGUUGUUCGCAGUCCGGGCGAUUCCGACUACUCUUCGUGCUUUCGCUCGGUCGAGCUGAGAUAAGCGAAAAUCCGAAAAUAGAGUUUCUUCGCACACAAGAUCACGAGGAGCGUUGCUUUGCGCUGCUGCUGCGCUAACGUUGCAGAGCAGAGUUUAGGCGCUGGUUUAACCAGCUGCAGUCUCUCGCCUGGAGUCGGUCUCGUUGCGUUGCCUGCCGCGCGUUUCUAUAAUCGGAGAUAUUUAUCCCGUCGCGUUUGAGAUGAAGAUCUCCUCCGCAUCGUCGGUUCUGGAUUAGUCCAAAAGGCUCUCGCCGAUCUUUGGACUCAGGCAUGCGUCUCAAUUGGGAGGGAAAACAUGGGGUCGGUACGAUUUUGCUAACCGAGGUGAAACUGCUGUCUAAUAAAAUUAUGUUAACGAAAGAAAGACGCUGUACCGGGCAUCGGGUUUUUUGAAUUAAAGCACAGAUCUCGCUCCGAAGCUGACGGUGUGAAAUAAUCUGACGGCAUGGAAGACGACGACAAACUGGCUCUUGCCAGCGGACAGAUCGACGCCGAUAUAAGGAUGAUGGCGAACCGAUUGAACGUUUUGAAAAUGUUGAACGGAAAUAGACUCGCUCGGGUUCGGGACUCGAUCGAGAAAUUACCCAUAAAGCUGACCCUCGGCAACAUCGGGAUCUUCACGGUCUCACUCGCCGCCAUGAUGCCUCGACCCUUCACUUACAUUAUCGUGUAUCCGAUUUUCAGAUUGGUAUUCGGCACCCUUUACCCGGCCUACGCGUCCUACAAAGCUGUUCGCACGAAGAACGUCAAAGAAUACGUGAAAUGGAUGAUGUACUGGAUAGUAUUCGCGCUGUUCACGUGCGCCGAAACCUUCACCGACGUCUUCCUUAGCUUCUGGUUUCCCUUCUACUACGAGAUAAAAAUCGUCCUUGUCCUCUGGCUACUCAGCCCGGCGACCAAGGGAUCCAGCAUCCUCUAUCGUCGGUUUGUUCAUCCCGCUCUCAGCCGGCGAGAGGCAGAAAUUGACGAGGCUUUGGCCCGAGCCACCGAGCAGGGUUACACCGCAGUUUUGCACCUCGGAUCAAGGGGUGUAAACUACGCUACCACCGUUCUGAUGCAGACCGCCAUCAAGGGUGGCGGAGGCCUGGUACAACAGCUGAAGAAGAGCUACAGCCUGAGCGAUUUGACGGGUGAAAAGGAGGACGAGAACCGAAACACGCCUGACAUGCGGGACGAGAUAGAUAUGCAAGUAGAACCUCGCCGCAGAGAGAACGUCGGGAGAAGGGGGUACAGCCCUCGCCGUACCCAGUCAGGCAGCAAUCGAGUCGAUAUGUACUUCUCCGAGGUCGACGUCGACGUCAGACAACCCAGGCCUCGGGAACCAGUAGCUAGUUUAUCCAAUAUUAGGUCGUCCGACGAUAUAUCCAGCGGAUACAGCAGCGGGGAAGCUCUGCACUCCAAUCGUGCCGGUUCCCAGGUCGAACCGUUGGUCAGGACGUCGAGCGUCGGCGCAAGGACUCGCCCAAAGCCAAGGUCAACCACGAAGAAGACUCCCGAGGAGAGCGACGAAGAGGCGAGCGACUCGUUCCCAGCACUGUUUUAUCCGGGAAUCCCUUUUCCCAUUCCACCCUCCCAAGCCCUCGAGCUUUUUCUGGCGCUAUCGCACGCCAGUGAAAUAAAUGGCGUCGAUUACGGUUCUCUUAUCGGUACCAAGAGCCGCGUCCGCGUCUUGGAAUCGGCCGAAAUCGUCGGCUGCAAUAACCGUGAGGACGAAUCCUCGUCGAAGGAGUCGAGUCCCGAGUUCCUGGACUCGAUUUCCGGCGAUCCGUUUCCGGACGCGACUAUCAGAGUCGAGCCGGAGAAGAUCGGCAUCGAUGUUCAGAAAAUAACCACCGAGAUUUGUCAGAGUAAAUUCGAUGAGCUUCGGGCACUGCUAAACGGCGCUACGAGGGCCGUCCAAGGCCUCGACGAACCCUCAAAAAACUCCCUCUCACCGCCCUCGGGAUCUCCCCGUGUUUCCAGAAGCAGUUCGGACUCUUGCGACAGGGCCGGAAGAUACAACAAAAAAAGAGCGCCCCUCGUACCGGCUGCCAAGAGCGAAGAGAACCUCGAGCAGGUCCAAACCGAGUCGGCCCUGAAGGCACGGCUGGUGAUAAAGACCGGGACCGUCCGGACCUUGGCUUGCGUCGAUACCCCGAAGGAGGUCUUCGUCUCCCACGGGAAGAAGUCGAAGGCCGCGAAGACGAAGGAGGGACUGUCUAGGCUGCUCACCAUCCCGAAGACCAUAUUCCACACCGCGUUUCAUCACAAGGACGACGAUCCUGGUUGUCCGAGUAGCUCCAGGGGUGGCAGCAGAUCGGGAUCAAGGUCCCGGUCGGUCAGCAGAGGGUCGAGGGGCUCGGAGGGCGGCGACGAAGCGACCUCGACAUCGGUCUCGAGGCCCGUCGACGUUCAGACCGCGCUGCUCAAUGUCGCCCUGGACUCGAAGGCUCAGACUUACAUCGAUCUUAGAUCCGGAAGCGUCGACAGCUAUCCUUCCGAUGAAUCGAAGAGCGAGGAUCAGGAUAGGACAGCGUACGAACGCGGGGAGUAUGAGGAAAAGAUGCGAGCAGAGCGAAAGGAUCCUGCCGAAGAGGACGAGGGGACGAACUUUGAUACGGAGCAGGAUAAGACGCGAAUCACCCUCGGAGAGCCGUCUCAUUUGCCGAUUCGCGGUGCUAGGAAUUACCUCGAUAGCAUUGAUUAAGAAGCGAUUUUUUUUUACCCCGGGGUUGUAGGAUUGAAAAUUCUACGAAAUCGUAUUCUUUUUUUAUUUUAUAAUCAAGUGUUUUCAGAGCGACAGUAAUUAGGAUUAAAUUAUAGCAAUUGAUUCAAACCAAAUUCCAAAAUACUAAUCAGCGCACAAGUUGAAUUUUUUAUCUCUUACAGAAUCGAUCGCAGUUUUUCAACUCUUUUUUUCUUUCGAAACUACAAUAUCGGUAAAAAUCGGAAUGGAAGUAUAGAAAAAAAUUGCCAACAUUGUUUAUAUUUUUCCACAAUGAUCGUCCGGCCUCGAGCUCGAAGUCAUAUUCUUUUCUUGAAACUCUAUCCUGCUUCAAUCUAUCCUAACAUACCGCGUAUAUGCUCGCCUCUGUGGAUCGCCAAACCUAGCUGGAAAGGGAGUUGAAGACCGAAGGAUGUGGUUACAUUAAACACGUACGCAUAAUGGACAUUAAUGAAAAGUGAAAAGUGGGAAGUUUGAAGGAUCGUGUGUAUUGUGAAAAGAGAGAAAAAUCACGUGUACAAAUAUUUAUCGCUUGAGCGCAGAAAUUUUUGAUAAAAUGUUACGUCUAUUGCCUGCCAUAUUCGUACACGCGAGUCAGAUAACAAGCUUCGCAACAUUACCUCGCACCAAAAAGCCCGGGAAAAAAAAGGUCCAAUGAAACUUGCCAGCUGCUGACCGCAUCAACGAGUUAGACUGAAUAUUGAAAAUUUCGUCGCGACGAUUUUUGGCGCAAAUAACCUCCUUCGCUUAACUGCUAAGCUGGUAAAAAAACAUCAGUCUGAUGGUCAGCAGCGACCCCCAUGCAUUAUAAAUGACGAAAAAAUUAUCUUAUACUUUGCGAAUUGUGCGAUCAUCGUUUGGUACCAUUAUACACCUUGCCAGCUGCGUAACGCCGCCACUAUCGCUUCGAUUUGCUGUGAAAUCUAAGGCGAAUCGUUACUACUAAUUUUCGGAAAUUUCUUCUUAAUCGUUAAAAAAUUUUACGAAAAUUCGUGCAAACUUCCUGGCCACGCAAAAUCACGCACAUUACGCCGUUUGUACUCAUUGAAAUGUUUGUUUUUCUCUACGUCAUUUACUUCCUUGCUUUUUUCAUGCAUUUUAUUAGCUUUCUCCUCUAUGGAACAAUUAUCUCGGAAAAAACUCGGAAUUACGUCACAUGCAUAAAACAUGACCUAUGAGGAUAUACCUAUAUGAUUUAUUACGCACUGUAGCAUUUUUUUGAGAGUGAAGAAUUGAACUUAUUUUAUUUCGGAAUAUCUUAGAAAUUUUGAUUUUUUCUGGUGGAUUUUAGUCAUGCAUAUUUCACGUUCUGCUAAUCAACGCGUGUGAUAUUGUAAUGUGUUAGGUACGUCAGUACGAUAUUCAUAUUCCAUACAUGACAAAUACCUUAUUUACCUAUACAUAUGUAUAUCAAUUGGUUGAAUAAUUCUAUGAUUGCAGAGGUAACGAUUGAUUCCUAUUGUGAUAAAUAAAUAUAGUGCAUACCUGUGCGCAGGUAUAUAGAUAUUUUAAACGGUCGUUAAUUCAAAGAAUCUGGAAAAUGUGGAACAUCCUACUACGUAUUGAACUCUAGUCAAAAAGGUCUUUAAACGAGAUAAUCUAGUGAUCAGUUUGAUAUAGUUAAACUAUACACAUAAAUUGUGCCACGUAAUUUAGGUAGUAUUCAUUGAAUUACUGCUAUAACAGUAAUUAUCAUUAUAUGCAGAAACUGAGCUGUUUUCCACGUAUUCUUUGGUUGCUAAUACGUGUGUAUACCGAUUGCAUUAUCUUCUCGUUAUAACAUGCUCAGGUGCAAAAAGAGGCUAAUCUGCACUCUAUCUCAUAAAUAUGUUCUCGAUUCUUGCCAACAAAUUUUUAUAAUAAAAAAGUUUUUUAAAUUAUGCAUAUCCAUCAGACGCGAUUAUGUUUAGGUUGACGAUUAUUUACCUUGUUUGAUGUUCCACCAAUAAUUUGGGUAAAAAGGGUUGAAAAUCAGUCUUAGAUGUAUAAUAUGAAAUGUUUGAUAUUCUGCGAUAUAAUGUUUUGAGGCUGAUUUAUAAUAUCGCGGAAACUUGCCGUUUCUUAUCGAAUGUGGGUACGGAUUUUUUUACUGAUCUGUGAAUAAUAAUCAUUGUAUAGCGUGAUAUACUUUUACUAUUCGACUGUAUUAUGACAAUUUUCGCGUUAGCAAAUGACUAGACUUGUUUCGAAUUAUACUUACGUAUAAGUCCCUAUAUGUAUACUCCCUCUCUCCCUCGUAUUAACGAUGAUUAAUUUAUUUGGCGCCUUGAUUGAAGAGCUGGGCGAUAUCAAUGUCGAUACACGUAUACAUAUUAUAUCUAUGCAUAGCUAUAACUUUGCGCGGAAUUGACAGAGCGUGCAGCAUCAUUAUUGCGAAUUAUAUUCUAGAUGAUUUAUUUAAUAAUGUUGAAUCAAUUUUUCAUAUAGUUUAUAUUAUACUAGUACAUAUUCGUUUUAUCUUAUUGUAAUUACUAAUUGAAUAGGUGUAGCAUAAAUUUCGCCAUGUAGCAGGGGCUUGGCUAACAUUAACGGCAUACGAGGCCAAUCAGCAAGCUUUACGCUCGAAACGAGUCAACGUAAUCCAAUUAAAAACUCGCUACAACGACUAUAAAUUCUUUGCGACGAGUUGCACUCGUACGAGUUGACCAUUUUGACAUUUCCUUGGCUGUAAUUCACAAGUAUUUAUGUAUGACAUAAACUUUUCGUAUUCACUUGAUACAUGAUGUAAAUAAUGUUCUUCAACAUUGUAAAUGAAAGGCGAUAGGCUCAAUCUGAAGAGCAGUGUACCGCGUAAAAAGAGCUUACGGUACAAGAUAUAAGAGAAUAAUGUUUACUUACAAUGUUACUCUAAAAUCGUGUUCUUUUUUUAUUCGAAUCGUAUGUUGUGAAAUCUCUUAUAUCUACGUAGUAACAAUUAUAAUUGUGUGACUAAGUAUUACCAUUACACAUAAUAUCGUGGUGCUGUGCAAGAAUUACAAUUCGUUUUAUACACAUGCCGAUGAAAAUUAGUUAAUUUAACAAACGGCAUCGCUGCUGAACGAAUUGUUUGACCGUAUCGUGCGAAAUUAUAUUAUAUUUAUCUGCAUCGCAUGAUUGACGUCUGUGUUGAUUAAUUGUGGAAUCCAGUAAAGGAGAACCAAUUGAUCGAUUGAAAAAUUCUUAUAAUGUGAGAUUGAAAUUGAAAGAAAUUUAAGUCAAUUUUGAUGGGUUCUAUUCCGAGAUCUUGUAAAUUACUAUUGCUCAACUUGUUUAAGCUUGCAGAGUGCUCGAUCGAAAAUCAUAAUUCUCCUUCAACGUAUUUACGGCUGACAGAAAUUAUCGAUCAUUGAUUAAUAAAAACAAUGCUACUCUUUA
Neodiprion virginianus is the source of this 6552-nucleotide messenger RNA. RefSeq lists its product as uncharacterized. Lineage: Eukaryota; Metazoa; Arthropoda; Insecta; Hymenoptera; Diprionidae. Gene Ontology annotation, biological process: endoplasmic reticulum tubular network organization. Gene Ontology annotation, cellular component: cytoplasmic microtubule; endoplasmic reticulum tubular network; endoplasmic reticulum membrane. The coding region runs from base 940 to 3180 and encodes 746 amino acids. The record is from RefSeq and is a predicted model, not a curated record. The transcript is spliced from 9 exons. Gene Ontology annotation, molecular function: microtubule binding.